UGUUCUGUUGGAUGCAUUUUCACUUCGCGAAAUUUCUCAUAUCUCAUGCGGACGGUUGCGUGCGUGUCCCCUUCUCCAUCUUAGCACCGUUACAGGGGCCGCACACACCGACCUCCCCCCAUCUCUCUCGCUUUUUCUCAGAGAAUAAGAGAUUCUCCCUUUGAAUCAUCGGUCCAAACACGCUCUCUAGUUGUAGUUCUUGUAUCGAGGCCAGAUACUUCUGCGGAUAUGGAUCAGGACCAGCGGGGCCAGGUCGGUCGGGAGAGAUCCCCGUUGUCGAUGGAGGAGUCUCGGGAGGAUCGCCGGAUAGAUUCCGAGAGCACAGGCGAGGUCCCUGUCCGGAUCGAGCUCGAGAUUGGUAGUGGAAGCGGUAGUGAUAGCAAAGAAGUGGACAAUAAAGAGGUCGGCAAUGUGGGUUCGUUGGACAAUGGUGGCAGUAGCUCUCCAGGUCUGAUUAAGUUGGAAAGAUCAAAAACCGAGAGGCAAAGACAUAACAACAUAUAUGCUGAAGAGGCAGCUCAAAUCUUUGAUGACAAAAUAUCUGACCAGCAGAAGCUGAAACUGUUGACCAGAAUGGCUACUGUAAAAGAUGAUGGAACAGUAGAAUUUGAAGUCCCAGCAGAUGUUGAAUCACAAGCUCUUGGUGCUGGAUCUGUUGGUGCUUACAAUGAUACUGUAUAUGAUGAGACUCUAGAUGCAACAGACCUUCAGUACAUACCACCACUGCAAAUAGUAGUGCUUAUUGUUGGCACACGUGGGGAUGUUCAGCCGUUUGUUGCAAUUGGCAAACGUUUGCAGCCCCCAAAACUCGAAUAUUCUCUUUUUCCCCGCCUUAACAUAAACCAGGGCUGCAGGCCUCUCUUUGGUGAUUUGGACUAUGGCCAUCGUGUUAGACUAGCAACUCAUUCAAAUUUCAAAGAAUUUGUCUUGUCUGCUGGGUUGGAGUUUUACCCUCUAGGCGGAGAUCCAACAGUUCUUGCUGGUUACAUGGUUAAAAAUAAAGGGUUCUUGCCUUCGGGGCCUUCAGAGAUACCUGUUCAACGAAAUCAAAUGAAGGAAAUUAUUUAUUCUUUACUUCCAGCUUGCAAAGACCCUGAUAUUGAUUCUGGUAUCCCCUUUAAAGCGGAUGCAAUCAUUGCCAAUCCCCCAGCAUAUGGGCAUACCCAUGUGGCAGAGGCACUAAAAGUACCGAUUCACAUAUUUUUCACGAUGCCAUGGACGCCAACUAACGAAUUUCCACAUCCUUUAUCCCGUGUGAAGCAGCAAGCUGGAUAUAGGCUGUCAUAUCAAAUUGUUGACUCCUUGAUUUGGCUUGGGAUUCGGGACAUGAUCAAUGAUUUGAGGAAGAAAAAGCUGAAGCUUCGUCCUGUAACAUAUUUAAGUGGUUCACAAGGCUCUGAGUCUGAGAUCCCACAUGGAUAUAUAUGGAGUCCUCACCUGGUUCCUAAACCAAAAGAUUGGGGACCUAAGGUUGACGUGGUUGGAUUCUGUUUCCUAGAUCUUGCAUCGAACUAUGAACCUCCUGAACCUCUUGUAAAAUGGCUUGGAGCUGGUGAAAAGCCUAUUUACAUUGGAUUUGGUAGCCUUCCUGUUCAAGAGCCAGAGAAAAUGACCCAAACUAUUGUGGAUGCACUGCAAAGCACUAAACAGAGGGGCAUCAUUAACAAAGGCUGGGGUGGCCUUGGGAACUUGGCAGAACCAAAUGACUCCAUUUACUUAUUGGACAACUGCCCUCAUGAUUGGCUAUUCUUACGAUGCAAGGCUGUGGUGCAUCAUGGAGGUGCUGGAACUACAGCUGCUGGUCUAAGAGCUGCGUGCCCUACGACCAUUGUACCUUUCUUCGGUGACCAACCCUUCUGGGGAGAGCGGGUACAUGCAAGAGGUGUAGGUCCUGCACCCAUUCCUGUUGAGGAGUUUACACUUACGAAGUUGGUUGAUGCAAUAAAGUUUAUGGUGGAUCCAAAGGUGAAAUUGCAUGCGGUCGAACUUGCAAAGGCCAUGGAAAAUGAGGAUGGUGUGGCUGGAGCAGUGAAAGCCUUCUUUAAACAUCUUCCUUGCAAAAAGCCUGAUCUCGAGCCAGAACCAGUGACAUCUAGUUUUUUCUCUUUAAGUAGAUGUUUUGGUUGUUCUUGAAAUUGUUGGUGGAUGUUGUCAGUCCUUCCAUGCAUUUCUCCAAUUAUUUUGUCUUGACGGUGUAUAUAAUAGUAUGCCCUGCGUGGUCUCUGCCGAGAAGAGAGAGAGAGAGAGAGAGAGAGGAAACUACUUGGGAUUCAUGUUCAUAAAAGGCCAUUCCUACUUCAAGAGUUGUAAUUUUCAAUCUUUAUUCUAUUAAAAAAUGAUUUACUUUUAUCAAUCUUUAUUUAUUUAAUC
Juglans regia (Persian walnut) is the source of this 2370-nucleotide messenger RNA. Its product is annotated as sterol 3-beta-glucosyltransferase UGT80A2. Gene Ontology annotation, biological process: carbohydrate metabolic process. The coding region runs from base 229 to 2133 and encodes 634 amino acids. Lineage: Eukaryota; Viridiplantae; Streptophyta; Magnoliopsida; Fagales; Juglandaceae. The record is from RefSeq and is a predicted model, not a curated record. The transcript is spliced from 15 exons. Gene Ontology annotation, molecular function: UDP-glycosyltransferase activity; hexosyltransferase activity.